AUGUGGCUGCAGACCCUCGCCAGCGUAGGCAUGGCCGUAGGGCCGCCGCUCGUCUAUGCCGAUCAAUUCGUGAGCAUCUUGCGACGAAAGGACUCGAGCGGCUUCAGCAUCGACGUCUGCGGUGUCCUCAUCAUCGCCAACAUCACUCGCAUGUUCUUCUGGCUCGGGGAGCGCUUCGAACUGGCGCUGCUCAUCCAAUCUGUGCUCAUGACUCUCGCACAACUCGCCCUGCUCUACGUCUGUCUGCGCUUCAAGCACGAUGAUCCUCACGCGCCUCUGUCGGAGACAUCACUCACGCUCAAGGUAGCCAGAUCGACCAUGCUCAAUCGACCCCUGCAAUUUUGGCAGUGGCCCGCGUACGGCGCCUACAUCGAGUUUAUCGCGGCCUACAUCAUCUUCCUUGCCGUUCUCUUUCUGGCGCUCGGCCGCUUCGAGACAUUUGUCGCCAUAUUGGGCUUCGUCGCUCUGGGGUUGGAGUCAACGCUACCACUACCGCAGCUAUACAUCAAUUGGCAACGCAAGUCGCUAGCGGGAUUCAGAACGACUGUCCUCCUCGGCUGGAUCUUCGGCGACGCUUUCAAGACGCUUUACUUCUUUCUGCAGAAAGGUCCAAUCUCGAUUCAGUUCAAGAUCUGCGGCAUUUUCCAGCUCUCUGUGGACUGUCUGAUAGCUUAUCAGGCGUGGCUCUACCGAGAGAACACAAGGCGUGAAUAUGCGGACGGGCAAGACGAGGGCCUCUUGCGCGAUCCGCUAGGUUCGACAGCAUAG
Messenger RNA from Mixia osmundae IAM 14324, 768 nucleotides. RefSeq lists its product as uncharacterized. NCBI's taxonomy places the organism in Eukaryota, Fungi, Basidiomycota, Mixiomycetes, Mixiales, Mixiaceae. Gene Ontology annotation, cellular component: trans-Golgi network; endosome. The record is from RefSeq and is a predicted model, not a curated record. Bases 1 to 768 code for a protein of 255 amino acids. Gene Ontology annotation, biological process: retrograde transport, endosome to Golgi; phospholipid translocation. The transcript is spliced from 5 exons.